CGGCGGGGCCGAUGGAUAUACAGCCAGCCGCCUCCGGGCCGGGGGCGAGGUCGCCGCCUGGCCCGGGGGAACGGCUAGGGCUGCGGUUAUUUUUGGCCUUUUGCGUGGAUGGCUUCAGAGGUCCUCCAAGAAUAGGAACUUCUCCUUCUGCAAGAACAGUACCCUUUUUGCUUGCAAAAUGACUGCCUCAAAAUUGUCCCUCUAGAAAAGAAGGAAGAUCCAAGUCAAACUGGACAAGCAAUGAGCUGUAAGAACUCCUUUUCAACAGAAUGAAGUGGAAUUCAACUGACUUCUCUUGUGCACUACUGAGACGAAAUGACAUUCAUGUUUGUGGUGAAUGGAAGUCAUGGCAGUGCCUAACAUGGGAGGGAGAGGCAUGAGUGGACAAUGUGGCGUGACUCAUUCAGAUUGCAGAUCUUCUGCCUGCUUAUGGCAGUGCUGGCUAUUGUGGUGCUGGUCCACAAUUUUUUUCAGUUAGAGCACCUGGAUGAUGACACAGUUUCAGGAUCAAAUUGGAUAACAGAAAACAAUGUUGAGCAUUCUCUAUCACAGACAACCAAAACUACCAGGAAGCCUUACUGUGGUUAUAAGCAGCAGACUUUGUCCAAAAGGGAACAAGUGGAGCAGGAAUCAUUGCUUGCUGCAAUACAGUGGCCGAAGUCACCUGAUGGCAAAAUUGCCUUUGUGCAAAGCACUGAUCCCACGCGUAGUGACUUUGUGAUUGUGAAACCCAACGGGUUCUUCCAGGUGGGUGAUCAGUUAGAGGUGCUUGUUCGUAUGAAGGAUUUCCAAGGAAAACCUAAGCAAUAUGGUGGCGACUAUCUACAGGCACGAAUUCACUCUCCUCUGCUGAAAGCUGGAGCAACAGGAAGGAUUGUAGAUUGCCACAAUGGCCUUUACAAAGUCUUCUUUACCUUGUUUUGGCCAGGGGAGGUCAAAGUUUCUGUAUCACUUGUCCAUCCUAGUGAAGCAAUCCAAGUCCUCCUGCGUUUACGAGAAGAAAGGCCCGACAGGGUAUAUUUCAAAAGCUCGUUCAAGUCUGGGAGGUAUUCAGAAACUACUGAGUGCAAUAUUUGCCUGUCUGGGGAUCUCCCUGUCUGUAACUUCACAGAUCUCUACACGGGUGAGCCAUGGUUCUGUUACAAGCCUCGAAAACUCCCCUGUGCCAGCCGAAUCAGCCACGCCAAGGGUGGAUAUCAAAAAGGUCUUCUGACACGAGAGGAAAGCCUCUUUUUCCAAAGUGAUGUGAAUAUCAAAAGGCCGAUACUCUCCAGUGGACCUGAUUCGGUGAUUGUAAAGCCCAAGGCAUUUACAGAUUCAAGCAGUAUGGACAGAGCUGAAGAUUCCACAGAUUCCCCUUCUGGCUAUUAUUAUGAAGAUCAGUGGAGGUCCAGAACACACUGGAUCCAUCAUUUUAACAAGUCAGAUGAUAUAACCAAGUGCUUACAAGGAAAAGUAAUCCAUUUGUUUGGAGACUCUACAAUAAGGCAGUGGUUUGAAUACCUGACAGCAUUUGUUCCAGAUCUAGUGGAAUUUAACCUGGGGAGUCCUAAGAACGUGGGGCCUUUCAUGUCUGUGGACCUGAAGCACAAUAUCCUACUGAAGUUCCGCUGUCACGGGCCACCCAUUCGCUUCUCCACAGUCUUUAGCAGUGAACUGCGUUACAUUGCCAAUGAACUGAAUGGCAUAGUGGGUGGGAGAAACACGGUGAUAGCCAUAACUAUAUGGUCGCACUUCAGCACUUUCCCUGUGGAAGUGUAUAUCCGACGGCUGAGAAACAUUCGGAGAUCAAUUAUUCAACUGCUGGAUCGCAGUCCCAAGACUUUAAUAAUCAUCAGAACUGCUAAUGUUCAGGAGCUUGGGCCAGAAGUGAGCCUCUUUAACAGUGAUUGGUAUUCCUUUCAGCUUGAUUCUGUCAUGAGGAAAAUGUUCUCAGGAAUUGCUGUGCACUUUGUGGAUGCUUGGGAGAUGUCUCUGGCUCACUACCUGCCACAUAACUUGCACCCAAAAGAAGUAAUUGUUAAGAAUCAAAUAGAUACAUUUUUAUCUUACGUGUGCCCUUUGCAAACUUAGCACAAGUAAGUAUCCUUAUGUCAUCUUUUUCUAUAGCUGAAGUAAAGUUGCUCUUUGUCAGAGCAAUCGAAGUAGGCUGGAUGGUAUGGAAGAACUCUGGUUUUUGUACUUGCAUGCAGUAUGAGUGGGCGGCCUUAACUCUGGGUAGCUGUGAAGCGUGGUAGAGUUGAUUGUUCAGGCCAUAUCUUCCUGCAAGGCUGAUUCCUGUCAACCUUAUCAUUUGUAUCUGAGAUUAUUAGAGAGCACUUUAAAUUAAAUUGACAGGAUUCAAUAAGAAAUUACAUGGGUUAUUAGCUUUACUAGUUGUCUGCACUGUAUGCUUAAUCCAUAUGACACUGAUUCUGUUGUCAGUCUAGCUGCUCAGAACUGUGUGUGACGCCUGGGAAAGAUUCUGGGAGUGAUCUUUCAGAGUUUGAGGGACAUCGCUCUCCAGCUGUAUGUCAGAGAAGCACAGUGUCUGUUUGUGUUUCAAAGUCCUAAUUAGAAACAUGAAGUGAGUGUACCAAAAUCACUAAUGUCAAUCAGGGAAGCACAAUCAAAAUAACUAUAGUAUUACAUCAUCACGAAUUUGCUGAAAUGUAAUAGAGCACACUAGUUAGGCAACCUUGGUGUUUAUAGAUGGCUGCUAAAUAAUGCAAAUAGCCAGUAUUUUAGCUUGAUAUCCUGUACUACUGAAUCUCUUCUGAGCUUUGACACACCGUCUACUUCUUGAUUUAUCUGUAAUGGAGAAAUGUGUAUAUUAUGACCUCAGAGAAGACACUGUCUCAGGAGUUUCUGCAAGUUCAAGUUGCAGGCUCACUUACUUGAAGCUUGAAGCAUUUACUAAUAAAAGUGUUUCCCUUCCCUGUAAGAUAAAGCUCUUCACUUAUGUUCCUGUGAAGCAUCAUUCAUAUGUUGUGUCUGUGUGGAGAAGCUAAGUGAUGUGAAUACACUUGAUGAUGUCUGGCAAAUGGGUAACACUAACUGGCACGCACUAGUGUCCAGGCCAUGCUGUGAUGCCCCUUCUGAUUUAUUCAUGAGCUUCACUGCUGCCAAUAUAAAAGUUCAAAAAAAUCGCACCCAAAAGCCAAGCACACAGAGGGUUGCCCUUCAUACAGGUGCUUGGCAAAUAUCUGUGGUUUUGCUGGUGUGAAAGCUGGUGGCUCUUGGGCCUUUUGGCGUGAUGGUUUCUGCUGCUCACUUGAUUGAGCCUGUCUAUAGCUUUAGCUCAUAGCACUUUGAAAAUUCAGCCCCUAAGUUAAGCAGCAGUGUUCCAUGAUGUCUUAUUUCUGGACGCACUCAGGCCAUAGCUUGUCUUUACCAUUUGCUUUACUGAGAAAUGUGUCAGAACAGUAGAGGAGUGCUUCUGAAGCAGCUCAUCAUGCUUAAGGAGAAUAUGAAAGCUGAGUCUUUGUGAGCAAACUGAGAAGAUUAAUGAGGCAAAUUGGUAGGUGGCCCAGAGUGGCAUAAUUGAAAUGUCUUCAUAUUAGAAACAUUUUACUCUUUGCCAGGUUUGCUGCUAUGUUAGGAAGGUUGUGUUCUUGUUGCUGGAGCACCAAGAGAGCUACUGCUACUAACUACAGGAACGGUGUUUUUAUUUUGUUUAUUUUAAAGGACAGCUGAGAACUGUUUUAAAAACAAAUGUAAAUGCUUUUAGGAUGUAAGAGUCUGCCAAUAACAUCCAUCUAGAAACUUACCAAUUUUAUAAUGUUUAAAAAUUACUGGAGUCGCAUACACUGAAAUAGCAUUUUUACUUAGCUUUUCACAUUAGAAUUAAGGAGGUCCAAUUUGCCAGUUCCUACUGACAACUGCUUCACAUAGUAUUUGUCCAUACAUUAGCUUUAGGUAACUAUUUUUUACUUUAAUGUGUUCAUGGAAAUUUAUCCUCUGCUAAAAGGAAACCACAGUAAUUCAGGUCUGGGAAGGUAAACCACCACAAUGCAAAAUGACUUUUCAUCUUUUCUAGAUGUGUUUUUUUUUUUAAAUAGGUAGAGUAGAACGCUUUCAUCCUGAAUAACAAAUCUAUACAAAUAAUGUUAAUGAAAAUAAGACUUCAAACUUUUACUUUGAAGGAAACUACUUGAUUUGUGGACUAACCAUUUGGUUUUCCUCAUAAAGCCAUUAUCAUGUG
Molecule: messenger RNA, 4183 nt
Organism: Strigops habroptila (Kakapo)
Lineage: Eukaryota; Metazoa; Chordata; Aves; Psittaciformes; Psittacidae
Gene: NXPE3
Product: neurexophilin and PC-esterase domain family member 3
Exons: 8
Coding region: 388-2073 (561 amino acids)
Source: RefSeq, a predicted model, not a curated record